GGUGGGGAGGAUAGAAAAUUUAUUAUUCAUGCCUCUUUUUAGAGCAAUUGCAGAACUGGCUUUGUUGUGGCCCAGAUGACAUACAUCUAUUUAUAUAUUUAAGCCGAGAGCAUGGACAUUUUGUUUCACUAAAAAAAAAAAAGUGAGCGAAUGACACUGGUGGCCCUCAAAGUAAAAAGCACUUGCACACAAAAAAAAGGAGAGGAAAAAAAAAAAAAGAAAAGGGGGCUGAAGUGGGCUGAAGCAUGGGCUGUGCUUCAAGUAUUCAUAUCUCUGAUAGGGUGGUCUACCACGGUGGAAAAGAGUCCGAGGAUUCCCACUCGCCCCAGCAGACGAACACCACUCAGCAUCAAGGAAAUCCUGUCUCGGGACUACCCCUCAAACCUCUGAGUUGCAAGACCACAUUAACAGACGUGCAAUUUGGACCAAUGAAGUUAUUUAAAGACCCACUUCAGGUACUUUUAGUUUUUGCCAAAGAGGACAGUCAGAGUAAUGGCUUCUGCUGGGCUUGUGAGAAGGCCAACUACAGGUGCACCAUGGCACGGACGCCCGAGUCGGCCCUCGAAUGCUUCGCCGAGAAGCUUCACGACCUCGUCAUCAUUGACCACAGACAUUCCAGACACUUUGACGCUGAAGCACUAUGCCGGUCAAUGAGAGCGGUCAGCUCUUCAGAAAACACUGUGAUAGUCGCUGUUGUGAAGAGGCCAGACAGGGAGGAAGCCUCUGUGAUGCCUCUGAUCAACGCUGGCUUUAAUAGGAGAUAUGUGGAGAAUGCCAACAUGAUGGCCUGCUAUAAUGAGCUACUGCAGCUGGAGCAUGGAGAGGUGCUCGCACAGUUCAAACUGAGGGCUGGCAAUGCUAUUUUCACAGCUUUAGAACAAAGCCAAGAGGCCAUAGAGAUCACUUCUGAAGAUCAAGUCAUUCAGUAUGUAAAUCCUGCCUAUGAGUCCGUUAUGGGCUACCAACAAGGUGAGCUCAUAGGGAAGGAAAUAAUAGAAGUGCCUAAAAGUGAGAAGAAUAAGCCUGAUCUCCUUGAAACGAUAAACUCCUGCAUCCGAAAAGGGAAGGAGUGGCAGGGGAUUUAUUAUGCCAAAAAGAAGAAUGGAGACAGCAUCCAGCAAAAUGUGAAGAUCACACCUGUAAUUGGACAGGGAGGAAAAAUAAGACACUACGUGUCAAUCAACAGGCCUUUAAAUGAUAAUAAUAAGACUGAUAAAUCAAGUGAACGAGUGCAAGCCGAGUCGCAAACAGACAUCCAAUCCAGUAAGCACAAAGACCGGAGGAAAGGCUCUCUGGAUGUGAGAUCCACAACGUCUCGGGGGAGCGACGGGAGCUCACAGCGAAGGCACUCCUCAAUGGCCCGAAUCCACUCCAUGACGAUAGAGGCUCCCAUCACUAAGGUCAUAAACAUCAUCAAUGCAGCACAGGAGAGCAGUCCCAUGCCUGUGGCAGAGGCCUUAGACCGGGUACUUGAGAUCCUAAGGACCACGGAGCUCUACUCCCCACAACUGGGUACCAAGGAUGAAGACCCCCAUACCAAUGACCUCGUUGGAGGACUGAUGACGGACGGUUUGCGCAGAUUGUCGGGAAAUGAAUACAUCCUUUCCACAAAACAGCCCCACCACAUCCCCAGUCACCUGGCCACUCCUCUUUCCCUAAACGACAUCCCCCCUCGGGUAGCUCAGACCAUGGAGAGUGAGGACUCUUGGGACUUUGACAUUUUCAACUUAGAAGCUGCAACCCUGAAACGGCCUUUGACCUUCUUGGGUUUAAAGAUCUUUUCUCGCUUUGGGGUUUGUGAGUACCUCAACUGCCCUGAGGCCACUUUGCGCUCCUGGCUGCAAGUGAUUGAAGCCAACUACCACUCCAGUAACUCCUACCACAACUCUUCCCAUGCGGCCGAUGUCCUGCAUGCCACCGCGUAUUUCCUGUGCAAGGAGAGAGUUAAGCAAAGCUUGGAUCCCAUUGAUGAGGUGGCCGCCUUGAUCGCUGCCACCGUGCACGACGUGGACCACCCGGGCCGCACCAACAGCUUCCUGUGCAACGCGGGAAGCGAGCUGGCCAUCCUGUACAACGACACCGCUGUGCUGGAGAGCCACCACGCAGCGCUCGCCUUCCAGAUCACAACCCGAGAUGAUAAGUGCAACAUCUUUAAGAACAUUGAAAGGAAUGAGUAUCGAACACUACGACAGGCGAUCAUCGACAUGGUGCUUGCCACUGAGAUGACCAAACACUUUGAACAUGUCAACAAAUUUGUCAACAGCAUCAACAAGCCGCUGGCUGCUCUGGAGGAGAACGGGGGAAAUAACGAUGAGGAGUCUUCGAAAAGCAUUUUGACGUCCCCUGAGAAUCGUAUCCUUGUCAAGCGAAUGCUGAUUAAGUGUGCGGACAUUUCCAAUCCGUGCAGGCCACUGGAGCUGUGCAUAGAAUGGGCCGGACGCAUUUCAGAGGAGUAUUUUUCACAGACGGAUGAGGAGAAGAGCCAAGGCCUUCCAGUGGUCAUGCCUGUUUUUGACAGAAACACAUGUAGCAUCCCAAAGUCCCAGAUUUCUUUUAUAGACUACUUCAUCACGGACAUGUUCGACGCUUGGGAUGCUUUUGCAGACCUCCCCAAUCUUAUGCAGCACUUGGACAACAACUUCAAGUACUGGAAAGGCCUGGAUGAACGAAAGCUGCACAGCCUGCGACCGCCUCCGGAGUAGGCGCUGCACUCCUGCUUGAGUUGUGUGCGCGCGUACAGAAAACGCAGUCCUCAACAAUGACGUUCUGACAGGCAGCUGCGGCGCUACUAUUAUGCCGGCUCUUACAAGCUUGUCCGAGGAGAUCUAUGGGGGGAAGAAAAAAAAAAAAAAAGAAAAAGAAAAAACAAAAACGGACGUGGACACACGACAGCACCCUUUGGGAACUUCUCAUGCCUCUCAGGCGUUUGCAGUGUAGCUUGAGAAGGGGUCCGGACAGGCCUCGUGAAUAAGCUUCAAUCCCGCAUGUACCGCACGGGCUCUCCUGCCCGCCUGUGAAGCUGACCUUGGCGUUUGAGGAGAAACUGCUUGUUACUGAAGGAGCCAGCAACACUGGAGGACAGAAUGGAAACACGGUGCGAAUGUAUGAAGGCGUUCAAUACGAGGCAGGUCAUACAAUCGCCUUCAUGCUCCAUCCUUGUUCAUUCAGCAAGGCAGGACUGUUCCUUCUGCCUCUGGAGGCUGAAAUAUGAAACGCUCCCCCCCAUGCCCCCCCCCCCCCCCUCCCUCCCUUCAAUCAUUGCCCGUGUAUUUCCAGGUGUCCUACAGAAACGCAUCAAAGUGGCAUACAGUAACUGGCACGGGGGAGGGGAUCUUGUCCUGGACAAAAAUUAUAUUAUUCUGUAUGCUCACGUAUUUAGACUUACCAUAUUUUCCAUAUGAAAUAUCCUAAUUGAACUUGCUGGUAAAUAAGAAAAUGAAGAGAGAAAAAAAAAAAAAGAGCCAAAGUUAAUGAAUUCAGAUACUACUAUAACUCUCACUAUUAUUCAUAUGAAACAUUACCAUAUUCAACAUUUUUAUUUUCUUAUCAAAAGUACAGUACCAGUUCAAGACUUUUGUAUUGCACUGUAAACCAUAUAAGAAAUGUCUGUCUCAAUGUCUGGGGAUUUGGGUUGUCGCAUUGGAGAAUAAGCUGUCAUCGUUGAUCAUCAGGAGUUGUCAUGUGGAUGCAAGCAACAAUUCCCCGCUCUUGCUUUCAUGCUGUAAACCGCUUGACAACAGCAGAAAUGUGAAAAAAAAAAAAAAAUUUAGGACUUGAAAUUAUUAUUAUUUUUUCCUCUCACAGAUUUGUUUUGUAUCUGGUUUAUCCUACUGAAAAGACUGCCUUAUUUUAUACAAUAUUUAUACAGUACAUCCCACUGUGCAACUGCAAGAGACAUCUGGAGUUUUUAUAACAUAGUCGGGUUAUGUUCAAAUAAAUCUCAAUAUUUUUAUAGACUUUUA
Phyllopteryx taeniolatus (common seadragon) is the source of this 3962-nucleotide messenger RNA. RefSeq names its product phosphodiesterase 8A (gene pde8a). The transcript has 22 exons. Gene Ontology annotation, biological process: positive regulation of ERK1 and ERK2 cascade; regulation of DNA-templated transcription; signal transduction. Gene Ontology annotation, molecular function: 3',5'-cyclic-AMP phosphodiesterase activity. Lineage: Eukaryota; Metazoa; Chordata; Actinopteri; Syngnathiformes; Syngnathidae. The record is from RefSeq and is a predicted model, not a curated record. The coding region runs from base 246 to 2702 and encodes 818 amino acids.